Molecule: messenger RNA, 522 nt
Organism: Drosophila gunungcola (fruit fly)
Lineage: Eukaryota; Metazoa; Arthropoda; Insecta; Diptera; Drosophilidae
Exons: 4
Source: RefSeq, a predicted model, not a curated record
CAUUUCCAGCUCAGAAAGUGUCACAUAAACUUUUCCGAAGGACAUGUGACGUUUACUAAUUUAAAGUGUGAAAUAAUUGACAAGAUGUUUGGAAAAUUUGAAACCUGUCAUAUUAAAGCAAUCAAUCGAACACAUAAAUACAUGGAUGUAUACGUUAAGCUGAAUAAAUUGCCAAUCACAAAUAUGAAGAUAAUAAUAGAACCAAUGCGAAACGAUAAUGGCUACAGACCGUUUUUCAUGAGUACGACAGUGGAUUUUUGCAGGUAUAUGAGGAAUCCAAAUCUUCAAAAAAUGACCCUUUUUACUAAAUUGUAUGCAAAUAUUAGAAAUGUAUCGAAUUUGAAUCAUACCUGCCCAUACAAUAAUGACAUAGUCUUGGAGAAAUUUUGGACUGGCGAUCUGGAGAAGGGGCUUACUAAAUAUCUUCCAAUUCCUAACGGACAAUAUGCAUUGUUUUCGAAGUGGUUUACUUCGAAUAUCCUACGCGCAAAUUUAAAUGUGUACUUUAAGGUACUUAACUGA